Propithecus coquereli (Coquerel's sifaka) is the source of this 1494-nucleotide messenger RNA. RefSeq names its product GATA binding protein 5 (gene GATA5). The transcript has 6 exons. NCBI's taxonomy places the organism in Eukaryota, Metazoa, Chordata, Mammalia, Primates, Indriidae. Gene Ontology annotation, biological process: cell fate commitment; positive regulation of transcription by RNA polymerase II; cardiac muscle tissue development. Gene Ontology annotation, molecular function: RNA polymerase II cis-regulatory region sequence-specific DNA binding; zinc ion binding; DNA-binding transcription factor activity, RNA polymerase II-specific. Gene Ontology annotation, cellular component: nucleus. The record is from RefSeq and is a predicted model, not a curated record. Bases 16 to 1221 code for a protein of 401 amino acids.
ACCGCGCCCAGGAAGAUGUACCAGAGCUUGGCGCUGGCCGCAAGCCCCAGCCAGGCCGCCUACGCCGACUCGAGCGCCUUUCUGCAUGCUCCGGGCGCCGGGUCCCCGAUGUUCGUGCCGCCGCGCGUCCCCUCCGUGCUGCCCUACCUGCAGGCGUGUGAGCCGGGCCCGCAGCCCCCCGCGCUCGCUGCGCACCCCGGCUGGGCGCAGGCAGCCGCCGCGGACUCCUCGGCCUUCGGCUCCGGCAGCCCGCACCCGCCGGCCGCGCAGCCGCCCGGAGCCGCCUUCUCCUUCUCGCACAGCCCCCCGGGGCCGGGCGGCGGCGGCGCGGGGAGCCGGGACGGCAGCACCUACCAGGGCGCGCUGCUGGCGCGGGAGCAGUACCCGGUGCCGCUUGGGCGGCCUGUGAGCGCCUCGUACCCCGCCGCCUACUCGGCCUACGUGGGCCCGGACGUGGCCCCGUCCUGGACCGCCGGACCCUUCGAAGGCAGUGUCCUGCACGGCCUCCCGGGCCGCCCGGCCGGCCUCUCGGGCCGCAGAGCCACCUUCGUGUCUGACUUCUUGGAGGAGUUCCCUGGCGAGGGUCGAGAGUGCGUCAACUGCGGGGCCCUGUCCACGCCGCUGUGGCGCCGCGACGGCACAGGCCACUACUUGUGCAAUGCCUGCGGCCUCUACCACAAGAUGAACGGCGUCAACAGGCCACUGGUACGGCCCCAGAAACGCCUGUCCUCGACCCGCCGCGCGGGCCUCUGCUGCACCAACUGCCACACGACCAACACCACGCUCUGGCGGCGGAACUCGGAGGGGGAGCCCGUGUGCAACGCCUGCGGCCUCUACACGAAGCUGCACGGGGUGCCGCGGCCUCUGGCCAUGAAGAAGGAAAGUAUCCAGACGCGGAAGCGGAAGCCGAAGAACGUGGCCAAGACCAAGGGCCCCUCAGGGUCCACAGCAAACGCCACAGCCUCCCCGUCCACAGCCACCAGCGCUGACAGCUCAGCGGCCACUUUGAAACCUGAGCCUGGCCUGGCAUCCCCGAUGUGCCCCGGGCCCAGCAUCACCUCCCAGGCCUCCAGCCAGACAGACGCCGCGCUCGCCCCCAGCCACUUGGAGUUCAAGUUCGAGCCUGAGGACUUCGCCUUUCCCUCCACAGCCCUGGGCCCUCAGGCCGGCCUCGGCGGGGCCCUGCGGCAGGAGGCCUGGUGUGCCCUGGCCUUGGCCUAGGUGCCCAAGCUCACCGGCAUCCGGCAGCCUCCCUGGAACAGGCGCCCACUGGAGUCGCCUCGGUGCCUGCUUUGCUUGCGCACAGUGGGAGGCCACUGGGCCCACCCACCGGAAGAGACCCGGUGUCUCCACACGCUAUCGGGGCCUCCUGUAGGCAGUCGGGCUCCAGAACAAGAAGGUGGCUGAUGGGGAACGGCUCAAGUCCCCAUGCCCGGAUAGUAAGGGGCUCCCCGGGCGCAGUACCAGCCUCUGAACCAUGCUGGCCGCUGUGCA